AUAACCAGAUCUUAUUUGUGAUUUUGAUGACUAGUUGAUUAAGUUUUUAUUUGCGAUAUCAUGUUUUAUUUAUGUAAUUGGAACAGUAUUAGUUCCUUUAUCCAGAUCCAAAAUUAUCAUUUCCGAUAAUAAGCUUACAACUUCCGGUUAUCCUGCUUCCUUCUCAGUGGGUUCCGGUUCUUCAGUGAUAACCACGUUUGUUUUGGAGCAAUUUUUCUACGCGUGAAGAUUCACUCCAUUGACUAACCAGCCAAGUUGAAUUUGGGGGCAACAGGUCAAAGGUUACAAGUCAUUGAGAGGGAUAUAGGUAAGUGUUACUUUACAGGGACAGGUCAAAGAUUACAUGUCAUUGAGAGGAGGACAGGGCAAAGGUUACAAGUCAUUUAGAGGAGGACAGGUCAAAGGCUACAAGUCAUUGAGAGGUGGAGAGGUCAAAGGCUACAAGUCAUUGAGAGGGGUACAGGUAAGUGUUACUUUACAGGGAAUGGUUAAAUUACAAGUCAUUGAAAAGUGGACAGGUCAAAGAUUACAGGUCAUUGAGAGGAGGACAGGUCAAAGGUUGCAAGUCAUUGAGAAGGGGACAGGUCAAAGAUUACAGGUCAUUGAGAGGAGGAGAGGUCAAAGGUUACAUGUCAUUGAGAAGGGGACAUGUCAAAGGUUACAAGUCAUUGAGAGGUGGAGAGGUCAAAGGCUACAAGUCUUUGAGAGGAACGGUACAGAAAUUAAAGCAACGUGUGUUUAUGAUGAUGGAUCCGAAUUCCUCAGACCUUGGCAUUAAAACAGAAGGGGGAACAGCCCACCUGUCUGAACCAAUGGGCAUGGAUAAGGAUGGCAUCCAGGCUCAUGGUGACCCAGGGUCAGAGGCUACCUUAUCACCUCAUUCCUUUGGCCCAGAGAAAGACAAGGAGAAUGAAGAUGAUAAGAUAGAGGGGGACGACAGUGAUGGCAGCCAAGAGCUGUCAGGGACUGACUCCUCAGCUGAGGAGGAUGUAAAGGGAGACGCUACCGAGGAAGGAAAACUUUUUGGAGCAGUGUUAAAUCUAGAGGCAGGCCCAGACAGUGCUACUUGUUCUAAAGAUGAAUUGAAGAAGAAGAAAAGGAAAAAGAACAAAGAAGAUGGGGAUGAAUCUAAACAACAAUCUGGAUUGAAAGGACCAUUUGAGGGCCUAGAUGUUUUUAGAUUAUGUCGGAUUUGUGGUGGAAACUUCAGAAAUCCAAAGCUGCUGAAAUGCUUACACACAUACUGCACAGAUUGUAUCCAAACCUUGGUUCAAUGUAAAGAGGAGAAGUCCUCUUUGAAGUGUCCUAUCUGUAAAGUGGAGGAAACUUAUGAAGAGGCACCAACACUUCCCGUACAUCAUCUGUCUAAGCGUCUGGCAGAAGGAAAAGCUAUGGCUAAGGAUACGCAGCAGUGUAGUAUCUGUGCUCUUAAUGCACUGUUCCUACCAGCAAUAAAAAUCUGUUUUGAAUGCAAAGAUUUUCUCUGUGAAGGAUGUGCUGACAAACACAAGUUUUCCCGAUUCACCAUAGAUCAUAAAAUUACAGAUCUAGAUGAAGAGUCCUGGCAAGAAUCCCUGGAAAAAGUGCACAUUGAAAAUAUGAUGUGUCCAGAGCAUGAAAAGGAAGAGGUUCGUUUCUUUUGUGAAGACUGCUACAAUCUUGUCUGUAGGGAUUGUGUCAUCCUUAAACAUAGUGAUCACAAAGUCCUACCUGUCAACCAGGCAGUCAGUUCAAGGAAACGAGAGUUUGAGUUCAGGAUGCUGGGAAUGACACAAAGGUUACAGUAUGCUGAAAGAGAGCUGACUUCCAAUGAUGAUGCUUUAAAUAAUUUACAGCGACUCCAGGAAAAGGAAAUUUCUAAAGUUAAAGCUGAAGUAGCUGAAUUGAAGCAAAGGCUAGAUAAGGAAGAGGAGAUGGCCAUAGCAUCAAUUACCAAAAAAGUGACUUUGACAAUGAAAUCGGGAAAGAAGAGAAAGAGGAAUGCACAGAAACUUGUCGAUCGCAUUCAUGAAGUAAAAUCACAUUGUUUGAAAUUUCUACAACAGAGUACUGAUGAAGAAUUUUUGGACAACCAAAAUCUGUUCAUGGGUGCCAUGACAACAACCUUGAAUUCUACAGUCAUCCCUGAACCUCUCAACUGGAGUAAACUUCCAUAUACACAGGCGUCAAAGGUCUUCAGAUUGGCCCAAACUGAACCUCUCUUUAUUGUCUAUGACAGGAAAAACGUCUUCAACUUGGUUGAGGAUAUGCCUACCCAGUGUACUAUGGCACAGUGGAUUGCAAAGAAAAUUGAUGUCAGUCGUGGACUUGACUAUGCCCAGUCAGUUCAGAAUAAAGUUAAGGCUAAGCAGAGGGCAGAGAACAAACACAUCAAAAAGGAGGAGGCAAGGGAGAUCAAAGAAGCUGUAGUUUUCUUAAAUAAUCCUCCAAAGGUACAGGGCCCAGAACAACGACCUCAGAAAGUCAAGAAAGUGCAAAACCCUACUGUACCUACACCAGGAGGGGAGGACUCACAGCAAGAUGAAGAAGGAAAGAAAAAGAAGAAGCAAAAAAACAAAAAUAAAAACAAAAACGGCACAGUACAAGAUGCAGAUCAGACUGAUCCUUCACAGAAGCCUAAUGCAGGACAAGAACAGAAGCCCAAGAUUAAAGUGGAACCAGAACAGGGCAACAAGAAGCAGCAGAAUUCUGCCAUGGCACGAUCAAUGAAAAAUGAAAAAAAGCAGAAAAUGAACCAAGGACAUCCUAACCAAUUUGUCUCUUUCAAGUUCAAUUCACAAAUGUCAAUGGGAAAUAUGAAUGGAGCCUGUGCUUGUCCGAUACGCGUUCCUAGUCUGUCCCCACUCUGGCGAAUUGAUCUUUACCUACGGUCCGACAAAUUUCAACCCAAUGUUACAGCCACACUUUGUAUUGGAACAGAGAAGGUUGCAGUCGCCGAUAGCAGUAAUAACAAGAUCAAAAUGUUUGCCACCUCUGGAGAGUUUUUGGAGGAGCAUCCUGCCUUCCAGCCUGUCAGCCUGGCCUACUGUGCUGGCAAAUUGAUAUGGUGCAGCGAAAACACACUUGGUUUCCUCGAUCUGGGAAACAAAGAAAGGGGAGAGGUGACCUUCGACCUUGAUGCUGUACCACAUCCAUUGUCAACUGGGAGCAUAACACAGCUCCUAAUUGGUAAUGGACAAAACAUAUGCGAGUACAACUGGUCUAAGAAGGAGAAAUAUUGGGCUCCAACCAAUAAAAUCCAACCAAGACAUUCCAACAAGAAACGUUUUAAGAGCAACGUAAUGAGUCUGACCAACAGUGCAGGGAGCCAGACAAUUGUUUACAGUGAUUGGCAGCAGAGCAGUGUGGUGUUCAUGGACAGUUCUGGCAUCAUCACCAACAUUUAUCGUGAGGGUGACAAACAGAAUGGUUUCCUGCCGACUGGUUUGUUUUACGACAGAACAGCCAACACUGUAUUUGUCCUGGAUCACCAAGGUAACCGUCUGCUGUUGUUAAAUAGUGAGGCCAAAUUUCUUCAGGAAUGGUCUACUUUGCCAGCCAUUCAAAAGCCACUUAGUGUAACAGGGAACAGAUCCGGACAGUUAUUCAUCACAGGCAGUGAUCAGUUUCUACACGUGUACAAGUUUACCUACUAAGUGGUCAGUUCUUACCAACAUUGACAGAUCAUGUGUAGAUGUAGUGACUGUUUCUGAAAUCUAGAGGACAGUCAACUAUUAGAUACAUUUGUUCUAAACAGUUUAUAAACUGAGAGGUUGAUCUAUUGGAAUCCAGGUUCUGAACUUGGCGACAAGUUGGAAUCAUGAUAAUGUGUCAAUGGGCCAGCAUAUCUGUUAAGGAAACCAGCUGAAGAAACAAGAACUUACUUGUACCAGACAUCAUGGAUAUACACAUGCCUUCACUUAAGGAUAUAUGCUACAUUACAAAUUGUGCAUAUUGUUUAGAAUUAUCUCCCUUUGAAAAGAUACAAUUCAGAAUUUCUCGAGUUUUAUCAGUACAUAUAUCUAAUAUGUUAACAAGUUCAAACUCCAAGUAAAGUUUUCACAUAAUAGAACACUUUUGAGGUGAUAACAUUAGGAGUAGCAUAUAGCUUUGAGUUGAAUGUUUUUGAAUGUAUCCUGAUUAUUUUGAAUCCAAAUGCAUCAUGCUUCUUUGGUUUUCAAUGUGAAUAGCCAUACUAGACCUUAUAAGUGCAUCUGCCUCUAUAAGAGUACCACUACCUUUUGGGGGGAAAGAGCAUAGGUCACUUGGUGGGCUAAAGCAUGUAAAAGGUUGCAUAUCUCUCUGAUCUGCUAAUGCAAUCCAGAGAAACAAUAUAAAACGUUAUUGUUAGAAAAUGUUUCUCUUCAAACCUGAUUUUCACAUGAAGGCUUAUCCUUGUAAAAGGUUUUGUAAAGUGCAGUGUGCUUAUCAGAUCAAUAAGUAGUAUGAUAAAUGACAAGAAUUGUAACCUUCAUGUAUUGAUAAUGUCUGGUACAUACCAGGUAUGUGAUCAGUAAAUUUAUUGGAUAUGUUUUGUACAGAAUGAUUGACCCACACACGUGUUAAUGUCAUGAGGAUACAUGUGUACAAUAUAUGGUCAAACCUCAUUAUCUGGAAUUUUGACAACUCGAAAGACCCUGUUUAACUUGAGUUAAGCAUUCAGUUCCAACAAUAAAAUAUUUAUUGUAAAAUAUACUUGGUUUCUUUGAACUCUUGGGAUAUAUCGGAAGUUUUUUCGUGACUCCAUUAACUUGGGAGAUAGUGAGGUUUGACUAUAUUUGUACAAUUAUAGCAUAUUGGAGGGUUAUGUAUAGGUUUGGUACAUUUAUAUUCAAUUUAAUUUAAACAAUUAGAAUUAUUGUUUUGUAGACAUUUGAAAUCCACAUGUGGCUGUCUAUGAAAAUAGGGUUUAUUUAUAGAUUUGAAAUUCUUGGAAAUUACACGUCUGGAAUGAAGAAACGUGCAAAUCCUGUUAACUUCCUUAAAUUGACACAAUAAAAGCAGAACAGUCAAAGAGAUAUUCUAGAACAUUAUUUUCCAAAAGUGAAAAAUAUCUUUAACACAAAAAAUAGAUGUAUGUAGAAUGUCUUAUUAUAUGAUAAUCUUCUACACUCAAACCAUAAACGUUUUCAACACACGAAAUUAACUUUUGCAUUACAAUACAUGUAUUGUGCUUAUUUAUCAAAGGGCAGGUAGCUUGUUAUUUGGUUAGGUACAGCUCCAGUUAGCUUGUUUACAAAUUAAAAGAGUAGGAACUCCUUUACUUUAGUGAAGAGUAUAUGUAUGCUUCUCUAACGGUAGACCAUAGAGGCAGAUUUGUUAACUUAGUUUAGGAGCAUACCUGGUAGUGUAUUAUUUUCGUCUAAGAUAUGGGAGUUGAACUUUUGAAUUAUCUACUAUACUUCCUACUUGACAAAUUGAUAAAUUACAAGACUUUUAUGGUUUGAUGUAAUUCAUUCUGUCUUCAUAUAUUAACAUAAAUAUAAUUGUUCAUAUUAAUGAAUUUCCUUGUUUUAACUUCCUUUGGGAAUUUUGAUAAAGAUUUUGCCUUAUUUAUUAUUAAGUUAACAAAUUGUCUGAACAAAAUCUGAUUGCUUUUAUAUAGGCUGUCAGACUAUUGUAGAAUGUAGCAUUAGAAUUUGGAUGUUUUUUUUGUUUUGUUUGUUUGUUGUUUUUUUUUCUCUUAACUUCAAAUAUGAAUUCUUAUGGAUGGUUACUAUAAACUAGUUCAAAGAUUUGAAGUAAAAAAUGUAGUUAUGUUCACUCUUUGAAUUUAGAUUCCCCUGAUAUACAUGUAUAUGCAAAAUAUGUUAAAUUUUAUUUUACAUUUCCUGUAAUCUGAUUCAUUUUCAAGGUGAAAAAUAGAUUUCCAGUAUUCUCUUACAUUUCUUGUGAAUUGUAAAGGAUGGGGUUUAUAUUCAUAAACUGUAUGAUAAAAAUGUGUUUACUUUGAUUCACUUUGCUUUGAAGUACAGAUUAGCUUGUAAACAAUUUUGUUAAACAAAAAGCAUACAAAAUGUUCAGAAAUAAUGAAUUGAAAUUAAAAACUAUAAUCAUAUUUAUACAAAUUCAGAUUUUUUUGUCAAAUAGCAAUAUUUUGAAAGUGUUCUGUUUUAUUAGAUAGUAUUUGAAAUUUGUUUUGAUAAUGACAGAUUUUGUUUACGAGACUGCAGAUAACUGUAUGCUGGACACUUUCAUUAUUUCAGAAUAUAUUAUGUUUUGAAUUUUUUAAACCGGUAUUGUCACUUUUAAAAGUUACAUUAUUCCUUGGAAGCAGUUAAUUAUAGAGAUUAUGGGUUACCACUGUAGAAAUGCUGAAACAUUUCUUUGUAUUGCUGUAAGUAAGAUGAUAUUGAAGAGAGUUCAAGAGAGGUGAGAUGAGGAGAGUUUAGUCAGAGAGACCUAUAAUGGAGAGUUUUAUAGGUCUCUGUUCAAGUGUUACAACUUGUUUACAUGUGUCGCCUUCUAUGUAUUAUAAAGGUCUGUUGUUUUUCUCGUCCGUUUUGUAAGCAUUACUUUUGUCGUUUGAUAGAUCCAUGUACGCAAUGUACACUUACUAAUAUUGUCACCUUUUUUAAUUUUGCAUGGAAAUCGGUAGUGAAUGAUUCAUUGAGGGUAGUAAGAGUGGAGAAUUUUUGCUUAUAUGUUAUAUCCAAUAUUCUAGAAGGAAAAGAAAUUGUAGAAAUUGAAUAUUUUAAUUUUCUUUAUUGUUGAAAGAGAUCUAAAUAAAUCAAUUCAAAUUUAAUCUCAACAUGACUAGUGUUAUAUAUAAUAGUGUUAUAUAUAAAAUGUCAUUAAUAACACUUUUAACAACAAAAUGUCAAUAAAGAUAAUGAAAAUAAGGCAGCAUUCAUUUCUUUCAAAAGUACAAGCUCUAUUAAUGGUUCUAUGCUUUUACAAGAGGGGAGACAAUUCUGUUUUUCUUCCGUUUUUUUUUUUUUUUUUUUUACCAGAAGGGAGACGAUUCAAUCUGGCUAGGUCAGUAAUUCGUCAUUUUAUUCAAGAUAAAUUUUAAUAAGUAUUUUAAAUACUAGCAGUCAUACCAAUGACUAAGGGACCAAAGAUAACAAUGCGGCUCUUUCGCCAAAUCAUGCACUAGUGUGAGUUUUCUUUUUCUUCCUUGGAGAUGAGAAUAUUUUGUGUUAUUGUUUUAAUUGAUGUGGUGCUUUUGUACAUUUAUAGCAAGGCUAACAUAAAUGACUUUUGCUUUUAUUGUAUUAUAAGUAGCAUUCCUUUUCUAACACAUUAUUACUAGAGACAGAAUAUUAGUCUCCAGUUUUACCAGUUGUUUAUAUAUGUAACAUAGUGGGAUCUUGAAAACCCCACCAAAGUUUGUAGAGCUGGUAUGUAAUAUCUGUUCCAGUGUAAGAUCAAAAGAAAGGAUGGAUACUAUUGUGGACAUUUUUAAUUCUUAUGUCUUUAAUUUCUUUGUUCUUUUGAAGGAUGUAUUGAGCAAGUAUUUUCAUUUACACUAUUUUACCAACACAACUAGAAUAGUAGAAAACUAUUUAUACAGUGAAAUAUCACUGGAGGAGGCCUUCAGAAAUGCUGCCAAUAGUUUGUUAAUCAAAAUUAACUAAGUCAUUGUUAUAAUGUGAAAAUACUAAAUAAUGAGACUUAUUGAGUCAUGUUGGUUUAAAUGGUUUUCAGAAAUUAUUCUAAUAAUGCUAUAUAUAUGUGUACUGGUUAAUUCCAUGUCUUCUGGAUGGACUCUGUUUGGCAGUGAUUUCUCAGCCAAUUAUUUUUUUAUACAAAUGCCACAUUUUACCAUAAUAGUUGCUUAACUGAGUUGUAAAAGGAAAACAACCAAAAAUUAAAAAAAAAAAAAAUUAAAAAUGUUUUUGACAUGUCUAUAAAGAUAAAGAAGAGAAUGAGACAUUUAAGGAACUAUGUGAAAUUAUGUUUUCAAAUAAUAUACCACACAGUACUCUAGGGUCUUUUUAGUUUAUUGAGAUCCGAAUUGUUUGAACGAGUGGACCAGAGUUGUUGGUUUACAUUUAGAUGAGCCUUGACAAAGACUUUCAAGGCCCGUAUUAACAUCUGCAGGUCAAUCAAGAGUAAUGCUUGCUGUGUUACUUUAAAAAAGACAAAGUGAUUUGUCCACAUAAACAAACAAGUCCGUGGAAAAAAGACAAAGUGAUUUGUCCACAGAAACAAACGGGUCCCUGGUGACCAGUGUAUUAUGUAUUGUCAUCACCAUAACCAUCAAAUAUGUCAGUAUUUAUUUCACUGGUUUAACAUCCACUAAUAUAGCCUUACAGCCUUAAGCUGACAAGUAUUAAUCAGCUGCUAAUAAUUUUUAUAUAUAGCUACUUGUGUUUCUGUUGUCCAAUCACAGGCAAUACUGUUCCCUAUCAUCACGUUUCCAUAGAGAUCAGAAGCUGAAGAUAAUAUAUGUCCUUUGGUAACCAUUUUAUCCGAGAAACUCCUACUUGUGUUAAAAUCAUUUUCUGUCUUUAGGACAAUUACUGGGUAUAAUUCUGAUAUGCUCUUUAAUGCAGAGCAAGUAUACAUAAUUCAGAAUGGUUAGUAAGUGAAAUACUGGAAUAAGAGGAACAUUUUGUAUCUUUUUUUUUCUUUUCUUUUUUGUGAAAUAUCUGUUAUUGUUUAUUUGGUGCAUUAUUUUACAUUCAUUUUGAUUUGACAGCAAUUAGGUAAUUCCAUUGUCAUUGUUCUAAUUAUAGCAAUAAAAUUGCUGAAAAUUC
Pecten maximus is the source of this 8684-nucleotide messenger RNA. Its product is annotated as E3 ubiquitin-protein ligase TRIM56-like. Lineage: Eukaryota; Metazoa; Mollusca; Bivalvia; Pectinida; Pectinidae. Gene Ontology annotation, molecular function: zinc ion binding; ubiquitin-protein transferase activity. Bases 630 to 3635 code for a protein of 1001 amino acids. Gene Ontology annotation, cellular component: nucleoplasm; chromatin. Gene Ontology annotation, biological process: positive regulation of DNA-templated transcription. The transcript is spliced from 4 exons. The record is from RefSeq and is a predicted model, not a curated record.